CAAAAGUUACAGCACUACGCGUACUUUUUCCGAUCCGGUCGAUGUUUUUGGGAACCUAACCUAACAACUGUCAAAGAUAACCUCCAAGUGAGCUACUGUUGUUAUUUCCGAAAAGUCAUUGAUAAAUGAUGUUUGUCUUGCGAUUAACGACGGUAGGCUCGAGGCCAGUGGCUCGGAGCUCGCGAAUACGUUGUUUGUCACAGCUGUCGAUAAAGUCCAAAGAGAAUAAUGAGACGAAAAUGCAAGCCUGGCAGAUACACUCCUACGGGGGUUUGUCAGAUCUCAAAUUAUCAGAAGUCAGAAUACCGAUAAUAAGAAAACCCAGCGAUGUAUUGAUAAAGAUUGAAGCGAGCAGCAUUAAUCCGAUCGAUAUUGCCAUGUCCCGGGGCUUCGGCGCAACCAUUUUCAAUGCACUGCGUAAGAUGAAAGCUAUGAAACUUGACUUCGAUGGAAAGAUAGAAUUUCCCCUGACAUUAGGGAGAGAUUUUUGCGGAGUCGUUGUGUCAAAAGGGCUUGAUGUCGGAGACAGAUUAACACUCGGUGAAGAAGUGUGGGGAGUUGUGCCCCUCGAACAACAGGGAUGCCACGCCGAAUAUGUUGUUGUGGACAGUAAAUUGGUCAAUCCACGGCCACAGAAUUUAUCGCAUAUUGAAGCCUCCAGUAUUUUGUAUGCAGGCCUCACUGCGUGGUCGGCGCUAUGGAUAACUGGAGGUUUGUCAUUCAAAGUUAAUAUACCAACAUAUCAGAAUAAGAGGAUCCUUGUUCUCGGUGCAUCUGGCGGUGUCGGUACCUUAGCUAUUCAACUGUUAAAGGCCUGGAAUAUGCAGGUAGUGGCAACGUGUAGCACUGAUGCGGUAGAACUGGUAGAACAACUUGGAGCCCACGUAGUCAUUGAUUAUAAAGACCAGUCUGCCGAUACCAAAAUCGCCGAAGAAGGACCAUAUGACCUUAUUUUGGACUGCUGUAAACAAGGAGUAGACAGUGUCAGAGCUAAAGGCUAUUCUUACAACACGUACAUAACUCUGAACUCGCCAAUGUUGAAGAAUUUUGAUGACUUUGGUGUAAUAGGAGGAUCAGUAAAAAAUGUAGGAGAUGUGAUCAAAGACAAUGUUCCUUUUUGCAAAGAUAAGACUACGGUGAAGUGGGGAUUUUUCAUGCCAUCUCAGAAGGGGAUCAACGUGAUUCAAAAUUUCGUAGAGCAAAAAAAGAUUGUACCUGUGAUUGAAAACGUUUAUCCAUUUUCCGAGUUACCUCAAGCUUACGAAAGGGUAGAUAGAGGUCAUCUACGUGGGAAAAUCGUAAUUGAUAUGAAGUAGAAGUUGGGAAUAAACUUUUCUGAUCAACAUUCAGGCAGUCUUU
Diprion similis is the source of this 1359-nucleotide messenger RNA. RefSeq names its product reticulon-4-interacting protein 1, mitochondrial-like. The transcript is spliced from 6 exons. Lineage: Eukaryota; Metazoa; Arthropoda; Insecta; Hymenoptera; Diprionidae. Gene Ontology annotation, cellular component: mitochondrion. Gene Ontology annotation, molecular function: oxidoreductase activity; zinc ion binding. The coding region runs from base 126 to 1316 and encodes 396 amino acids. The record is from RefSeq and is a predicted model, not a curated record.